CGAAUUCCCGAUCAAAAUUCAGAGACUGAUCGUGGUUAAGAGAAGAGAGAAUGGCGUCGGUGCAGGUAGCGAGGGUUGCAGCCGUACCACCACCGCAGGCCCAGGCUCAGGCUCAGCCCCAGGCCCAGGUCCAGACCCAGACUCAGAGCCAGACCCAGGCCAUAGGAGAGCAGCAGAAGAAGAACAGAAUUCAAGUUUCCAAUACCAAGAAGCCGCUCUUCUUCUACGUCAAUCUUGCUAAGAGGUAUAUAGAGCAACACAAUGAGGUUGAGCUCUCUGCAUUGGGAAUGGCAAUCACUACUGUUGUCACUAUUGCUGAGAUUUUGAAGAACAAUGGACUGGCUAUUGAAAAGAAGGUGUCUACAUCUACAGUUGGCAUGAGGGAUGACAACAAGGGUCGUCUGGUGCAGAAGGCUAAGAUUGAGAUUGUGCUGGGGAAGUCUGAAAAGUUUGACUCUAUAAUGAGUGCUGCCGCAGCUGCUCAAGCUGCUCAGGAGCCAGCUGCUGAGGGCAAGAAAUGACAACAAAACCGUAACUCCCUCUAUGGUUCAUUGUUGUAGUUUAUAUUCACAUGAUUUCAUGCUGGAACUGAGAUAAGUAGGUUAAUAGGUAGCUGAUUCUUUUGCAGUUGCUAGUACGGAAUAGUAAAGAUAGUAUAGAAAACAAUUAUCAUAAAUGAUGUGGCAGUGCAGAGGGGUUGCAGUGGUAUGCUACUCUCUAGUUUCGUCAUUUCACAGAGAAUUGUAAAGAUCUUCUCUGUUAUCUGUUAUCAUACUGUUACCUUUGGGAUUUGUAAUUUUUCAUCUUACAGCACAUAAUGUUGAUAAUUGAAUGGCCAAUUAUUAGUAAGAAAUUGUGCCACCCUAUUCUUAGA
Messenger RNA from Rosa chinensis, 874 nucleotides. RefSeq lists its product as uncharacterized. Lineage: Eukaryota; Viridiplantae; Streptophyta; Magnoliopsida; Rosales; Rosaceae. Gene Ontology annotation, molecular function: RNA binding. Bases 51 to 521 code for a protein of 156 amino acids. The record is from RefSeq and is a predicted model, not a curated record. The transcript is spliced from 5 exons. Gene Ontology annotation, cellular component: nucleus.